UAGUUUGCGCGCUCGCGCGCAAGUGAGUGAUACCCGCUGUGUGUGUGGGGGUGUCGGCUGUCACCCGUCUCGGGUGCACGCGCGUUGUGUCGGACUCUCGCUGGAAGUUUGUAAGUCUCGAGCGCACCACGGAAUUAACGGCAGCGGCACGAGCGCAUUAAGCUGCGCGGGACCGCGAGCGGAUUGUCCAUUAUGUACCGUGAACGUUAACAUGGCACUGAACAGGUCGACCACGACGGAGAACUGGAACGGGGCUCCAGAGCGCACGCGCGUCUCCGGCGUAAGGAGCGAGUCCUUUUCAAUGCAAAGUGAGAAACUCCGCUGUCUUGCCCGUGAAAUAUCUGAACUUGGCCAGCAGGGCACUCCCAGCAACGGGCAUGAAGCCAAUGACAUUGCCGAAGACACGGAAGAACCAGGACCUGGGCCAGGAGGAGGGCUGUGUUUUGCUGAUGGCCGGAGAAGAGUGGACUACGUACUUGUCUAUCAUUGCAAGAGACGACAGUCACAACAUAGACCCUCUGUUGUUUCUAAUGGUAACGUGCCAUCUCAAAGCCCCACCCCCUCACGCAGGAGUACAAAAGAGGAUAUUACAGAAGCAGUGCUGGAGGCGGGCUUAGGGACGGGAACUGAUGAUGGACUGAAAGAUAAAAUCAGGGAGGAAUUUGAGAGAGGACUUCAAGAAGAAGGCUUGGAGAUUGAACGCGACAAAGAGGUGAGAACAGUCAGGUUUACCCGCCUGCACGUUCCCUGGUCUGUUCUCAGUCGUGAAGCAGAACUUCUAAAGAUCAGAGUCCCGACUAAAAAGACGUAUCGGUUGAAAGAAAAAACGGGGCUUGGGGGGAUUAUAAGCUCAUUUUGGGCAAAGAUCAAUCAGCCGUUCCAGCCAGGCGUAGCGGAUCCCCAAAACCCACGCGUACGUGUCCUAUCACAACCGUUCAGAAGAGACAAGCUACACCUAUUUGAUAUAAAGUCCAAAAGCGGCUUGUUCAGCAAUGCAAUAAGAGGUCGAAUUGUUUAUGAAAUUCUAAGGCGAACAGCUUGUACACAGUCCUGUCAAACUAUGGGUAUUCCAUCAUUGUUAGCUAAAGGGGUCUAUGAUGCUGCCUUCCCUCUACAUGAUGGAGACUUUGACAGCUCACAAGAUAAAGAGCAUCCCAAUGACAGACAGAUGUUGCAUGAGGAGUGGGCCAAUUAUGGUGUUUUCUUCAAAUACCAACCAAUGGACCUUAUCAGGAAGUACUUUGGGGAAAAAAUUGGCUUGUAUUUUGCCUGGUUGGGUGUUUACACACAGCUGCUAAUUCCAGCUUCGGCUUUAGGAGUCGCAGUAUUUCUGUAUGGAUGCUUUACCGUAGACACCAAUGUGCCCAGUCAAGAGAUGUGUGACGAGCGUCUUAAUUUCACCAUGUGUCCGCUGUGUGAUCGUGUGUGUGAUUACUGGCAGCUCAGCAGUAUCUGCAGUACGGCGCGUGUCAGCUAUCUCUUUGACAAUCACGCUACUGUCGCCUUUGCCAUUUUUAUGUCCCUAUGGGCGGCUGUGUUUCUAGAACAUUGGAAGAGGAAGCAGCGUUGUUUACAACACAGCUGGGAUUUGACAGGCAUGGAAGACGAAAAGAAUGAGCUACGGCCGGCAUAUGAAGACUUUCUUCUUAAGAAGCAACAGAAGAAAGCAAAGAAUAAGAAGAAGGAUGAGCCGGAUACAGGAACAGAUGACAAAGGAAGAGAGAAGCUCCUGUCUGCAAAAGGAGGGCAGUCACCGUUUGUAACUGAGUCUCUGUCAUGGAAGGACCGCCUGCCUGGGUUCUGCAUGAACAUAUCCUCCAUCCUUCUUAUGAUUGGGGUCACAUUUUCUGCCGUCUCUGGAGUGAUUCUGUACCGAAUCAUCGUUUUCGCUGUUAUGUCAAUGAACCCUGACCAUGAAGCCAAGGCCAAUGUGCGUGUUACCGUGACAACCACAGCUGUCAUCAUCAACUUGCUGGUGGUAUUGGUACUGGAUGAGAUCUAUGGAGCCAUAGCAGCCUGGAUUACUGAGCUUGAGAUUCCAAAGACAGAAUCAACAUUUGAGGAGCAUGUGAUCUUAAAGGCUUUUUUACUGAAGAGCAUGAAUGCAUUUGCACCUGUUUUCUAUGUGGCAUUCUUUAAGGGCAGGUUUGCUGGUCGUCCGGGUGAUUAUGUUUAUGUCUUUAAGGAUUUCCGAAUGGAGGAGUGUUCUCCGGGUGGAUGUCUUAUUGAAGUGUGUAUUCAGCUGGGCAUCAUUAUGCUGGGGAAGCAGCUUAUACAGAAUAACGUGUUCGAAAUUGCCAUUCCGAAACUGAAGAAGAUGUAUCGCAUAUAUAAAGAGGAGAAAGAGGGAGCGGCAGAUGAGGAGGACAAAGAUUCAAAGCGAGAACCACAGCGCUGGGAUUUGGAUUACGACCUGGAGCCUUAUGAGGGGUUGAGCCCAGAAUAUAUGGAGAUGGUUAUUCAGUAUGGAUUUGUCACGCUCUUCGUGGCUUCCUUCCCGCUGGCACCGGUCUUUGCUCUGCUUAAUAACGUCAUUGAAAUCCGUCUUGAUGCGGCAAAAUUUGUCUCAGAAAUACGUCGACCUGACGCUGUCAGUGCCAAAGAGAUUGGCAUAUGGUACAACAUCUUGAGUGGAAUCAGCAAGUUUGCAGUCAUUACAAAUGCAUUUGUGAUCUCCUUUACAUCAGAGUUUAUUCCUCGGAUGGUAUAUCAGUAUUUGUACAGUGAGACGGGCACCAUGCAUGGUUUUACCAACCAUACACUGGCUUAUUUUAACACAAGCAACUUUAAACCCGGUACCGCGCCGCAUGAAACAAACUUUGACCGCCAACUCCGCAUUUGCAGGUACAAAGACUAUCGAGAUCCCCCUUGGUCUCCGGAGUCUUAUCAACUCUCGAAGCAAUACUGGUCUGUGCUUGCUGCACGCCUGGCGUUUGUGAUUUUUUUCCAGAAUUUGGCCAUGUUCCUCAGUAUGCUGGUGGCAUGGUUGAUCCCAGACGUGCCUCACUCUUUGAAGGAACAGCUGAAGUUAGAGAAUGCUCUCCUGUUAGACCUUCUGCUCACUGAGGAGAUGGACAAGAAGUCGACUGCCAACAUUGAUACAGCUGUCAAAGGUUCAAAUGAGGAACCACCAGAUGAGCCACCUGUCUGCAGUGGGAUAGUAAUAACCCAAUCAGAUGAAGAGCUAAAAGAGCUUCAGGUGCCCAACAGAGAGGAGCCAAAGAAACCACACACAGAGCAACCUAUAGCGUCCACCAGUGAUCAACAUAAUGAUAACCUUUCAUCUACACAUGACGCUCUCGAUGCAGCCGAAGAAUCUCAGACAGAAAUACCUUGUAAUGAAACUACAACUGCAGAUCUUCGAUCAGAAUGUUCAAAUUAUCCAAAAACAGCCUCGCUAUCACGUUACCAAGAGUUUGACUUGAACGGACCUUUACCCCGAGACCCAAGUACCAAGUCUAAGACCCGAUGCCGAACCCUCCCUUCAAGGCAAAGAGAAUCUGAAGAAGUUACUAUUACUCAACCCAAGCACUCCACCACAUAUACACACUUUGACCAGAAGGUUCCUCCAUCUCUCGGUGAGCCCGUCUCCCAAAUCGAACCCUCUGGGAGCCAAAUGUCUGUGCCGUUACGCCUCCAACCUAAAACCGAUAACACCAGUAGUGAACUAGCAUCAUUGCCCCGCCCAGAACUCACAAGCAGCCAUUCAACAUCACCUCCUCAUCCAUUAUCCAGAACAGAGUUUGCAGGCGAUCUUUCGAAAGUCUUGCCACGUCCACCUUCUAAACCAGAGCUUGUGGGCAGCCAGUCAACAGGAUUACCACGGCCUCCCUCCAAACCAGAGCUGAUGGGAAGCACGACGAAAGGACAUCCCUGUGACCCAGGCUCCAAAGCCAAGGGGCGGUGUCAGACUCUUCCUCCGAAAUACAGAGGCUCUGAGACUGCAGUGGUGACACCAGCCAGACCAAGCCACUCCAUCACCUUCACACAUCUCAAUGAACAGAUUCCCCCUACACCCAGCGAGCUCAAGCGUAAUCCUCCCGUAUGAGUGUGACAAGUGGAGAAACGCUCUACGUCUUUAGCACCUUGUAUCCAACACUAUCAGUGCCAGGCAACCCAUGCCAUCAAUUUGAUGACUGAAUUGAGAUGGCUUGGAAAAGGUUCUUACUAAUCCUCGCAGGGGAACCUCUUUGCAUGAAAUCAUUAUCUUAACACUUUAUGGGCGGAUCAUGCGCAGCCAGGUUUAUCCUGUGCAUGUUAUGUAAUUUGUCUGGAGCCGAGUGACUCUCAAACAUUGUCUUAUACUGUGACUUGCCAUUCUGUGUUUCACACACAAAUACCUGUACACACACACACACACACACACACACACACACACACCAAAUCUCAUUAACCUAACCUCUUGAACCAGAACGGAGAGAGGGUUGGGAAUGUGGGCCAAAGGGCUUUGCAGUCCAUAAGAUUUAUUACUCAGCAAGUAGAAGCUUCAUUUUGUGGUGUUGUUCGCUCAUGCAUUUUGCUCUGUGUAUGAUAGCUAAAUGUGACCUUGUUAACACAAUACGUCACCUUCAAAAUCAAAAAAGGUUGUUCGUGAAAUUGUCUGUUUGUCUUCGGUGGCAACAAAUAUGUUCGUGUCUCAUCCACAUGGCAAGUUAGCAUGUAUGUUGCUGAUUAGCAAGUGCAUUUCAUAAAAAAAUGUUGUUGUUGUUUAAGUGGAUUCAUAUGACAUGCAAAGCCAAUUACUUAUUGAUACGACAUUAGUUGCUUACAAUUCUGAUGAAGGCUAUACUGUAGUAUUUAACAUUAUGCUAGUACAACUUAAGUUGAUGAAUAGCAUGUUAUAUUCACUGUGAAUACUUUUCCAGAGAUUAAGAUAGACCCAAUCAUUUAGAAAUCACCAACAUCCACACUAAUGAAGGACAAAAAAAGAUACGAACUGGGCAUGUACACACUGAACAGAUUUAGAAAUUACACAUCCAUAUAUGCAAGAUGAGUCAUUAAAGCCACAAUAAGUAGGAUUUUCGCCACUAGUGGUCGCUACUGACAAUAACAAAGGCUAAGCUUAACCAUAGGUUCACACCAGCCGCGUUUGAGGCGUCAAAUUCGCGUCUACCACGUUUAGUUUGCCGCUUUAAUAAUUUGAGUUUACUCGCUUCAUUCUAAAUGGGAGGGACUUCUGCGACUCCGCUCGCUCUCUGUAAUCACGUCACUACUAGAGUAAGCUCCUGAUUGGUUAACGUAGCAUGUUUUUCCGCCAAAACUCAAUUCGGGCAAACUAAACACGCGAAUGAGGCGAAAUCGCGUCUACCGCGCAGCGCUACAUGCCUCAUUUGCGGCGCGAGACCUCCAGGCGCGCGUCAACGCGUCUUUACAUUGACUUUACAUUGACAUUGAAAUCACUCGCGCUUGAUGCCUCUACCGCGGCUGGUCUAAACACAGCAUAAUGAUUUUUUCAUGGAAUGUGGAAUGAUGGGAGAUUGCUUUCACCAUCCAGAGACCACCAUGGAUGAGGUAAUGAAUGAAUGUUUUUACAUUUACAUUUAGUCACAUUAUUCUAUGCCAUUGUAGUAAAUUACCUGCAAGGCACAACAGUUGCUUGUUAGUUAGACGCUGUAUAACCGCCACUUCUGCAUUUGUCGUCUGUUUCUACAACCGGAAACUGAGGAUAAAGUGGAUAUUAAGUCACUAAAAGGCCGACAAUUACAAGGGAGACAAGGGAAAAGCCAUUGUUUUAAAUAUGAAUUUAUCAAAGUUUCUUGGGAACGUUUAAGAUAAUGUAAGUACGCAACUCCAUAAAAUAUAUUCAAUUCAAUUUUAUUUAUAUAACCCUUUUCCCAAUUGUUUAAUUGUUUCAAAGCAGCUUUACAUUAAUAGAUGCAGGAGAAAACAGAAAAAUCGAUGGAAAACAUAAGCAACAUAACAGCGGCUAAGAUUAAACCAUACUAGCGAGCGAAGUAAUAAUGUAACGUAUAGUAGAGGGUGCUAAGUUAAGCCAAUGUCAGCUGACUCCCCAGGGGUUGAAAAAACCUAGGAGAAAAAAA
Messenger RNA from Misgurnus anguillicaudatus (oriental weatherfish), 6041 nucleotides. Lineage: Eukaryota; Metazoa; Chordata; Actinopteri; Cypriniformes; Cobitidae. The record is from RefSeq and is a predicted model, not a curated record.